CCAAAAUCGACAUUUUUCUUUGGGUUUUGCAACCUCCAGUCCACCUCGACGACGAAUUGACCACCCUCAUCUCCUCACCCUCCGACCGACGCCAAAAUGCGCUACAUCCACAGUGAGGAGACCCUGGAGGUCCCUGAGAACGUCAAGGUCUCGAUCAAGUCCAGGAUCGUUACCGUCGAGGGCCCCCGUGGCAAGCUCGUUAAGGACCUCAGCCACAUCGCCGUCAACUUCUCCGUCAUCAAGAAGGGCAUCAUCGGUCUCGAGAUUCACCAUGGCAACCGCAAGAACGUUGCCGCUCUCCGUACCGUCCGCACCAUCAUCAACAACUUGAUCAUCGGUGUCACCAAGGGCUUCAAGUACAAGAUGCGCUACGUCUAUGCCCAUUUCCCCAUCAACGUCAACGUUGAGAAGAACGCCGAGACUGGCAACUUCGAGGUCGAGAUCCGCAACUUCAUUGGCGAGAAGAUCGUCCGCCGCGUCGUUAUGCAGCCCGGUGUCGAUGUCGAGAUCUCCAAGGCCCAGAAGGAUGAGCUUGUCCUCUCCGGCAACUCCCUCGAGGGUGUCUCCCAGUCCGCUGCUGAUAUCCAGCAGAUCUGCCGGGUGCGCAACAAGGAUAUCCGUAAGUUCCUUGACGGUAUCUACGUCUCCGAGAAGGGCAACAUUGUCGAGGACCAGUAAACGUGCAGCUCGGCAUGGGUUUCUUUGUGCUUUAUGGGUCUCACCGGAGUGGCAAGGGUCUUUGGCAUUUGCAUGUUUUGUAGCGUAAGGGAAAAAAUUCGCUACGGGCAAAAUGGGCAAAUCUUUUGAAGAAUCACCCCCCCUUUCUCGGGGUCUCGCCAACUACCUAGCAUCAAUGUCCUGGGAGGCGUCCUGCUCUUCCAGUGGGUGACUGGGGGAGGAGAGACGGGCAUGUCACAUGUGUUCUCUUUGGACCAGGAAAACGCAACCGCAGAACAUAACGAGAGAAUACCCAAACAACACAAACCGAGCAUCGAGCGUGUGACGACCGUACAUGUCUGGGAAAAUGGGCAUCACGAGAGCGCCAGAGAAGAUGUUGGGGAUAAUUCUGUCUGUUAGGCUGAUGGUCAUAUUAUACCCAGACUAACUCAGUAGAUGAGCGAGUCGAAAAGUCUCCAGAGACCAAAUCUAAAAUGAGUCUUCACUCUGAUCGAG
This is a messenger RNA of Neurospora tetrasperma FGSC 2508, 1173 nucleotides long. Its product is annotated as 60S ribosomal protein L9. Bases 97 to 678 code for a protein of 193 amino acids. Gene Ontology annotation, biological process: cytoplasmic translation. Lineage: Eukaryota; Fungi; Ascomycota; Sordariomycetes; Sordariales; Sordariaceae. Gene Ontology annotation, molecular function: rRNA binding; structural constituent of ribosome. The record is from RefSeq and is a predicted model, not a curated record. The transcript is spliced from 4 exons. Gene Ontology annotation, cellular component: ribosome; cytosolic large ribosomal subunit.